Molecule: messenger RNA, 5118 nt
Organism: Choloepus didactylus (southern two-toed sloth)
Lineage: Eukaryota; Metazoa; Chordata; Mammalia; Pilosa; Megalonychidae
Gene: ADNP2
Product: ADNP homeobox 2
Biological process (GO): regulation of gene expression
Cellular component (GO): nucleus
Molecular function (GO): DNA binding
Source: RefSeq, a predicted model, not a curated record
UCCCUUGCCCAAACUGUGUGUUUGCAUCUCAACCCAAAGUUGUGGGGAAGCACUUCAGAAUGUUUCAUGCGCCUGUUCGGAAAGUCCAGAACUACACAGUGAAUAUUUCAGCAUGAAGAAGCAUGUGCUAGUGGCCCAUUUUCACCACUUAAUUAACUCCUACUUUGGCCUGCGGACAGAGGAAGUGGGUGAGCAGCCGAAGGCUAACGACACUCUUUCUACUGAGAAGAUCCCACCACCUGACAGGUAUUACUGUAAAAAGUGCAAUGCCAAUGCCAGCAGCCAGGAUGCUUUAAUGUAUCAUAUUUUGACAUCAGAUAUACACAGAGAUUUGGAGAAUAAGCUUAGAUCUGUGAUUUCAGAACAUAUUAAAAAAACGGGACUUUCGAAGCAAAUGCAUAUUGCUCCAAAACCAGCUUCAAGUUUGGCCAUACCAUCCAACAGUUGUGCUCCUGGCAUUUCGGCCACAUCGCCUUGCUUUCAUCUUGCCUUGCCACAGAGCAAUCAAAGCCGAGCUGCAGUGCCGCCAGUUCAGGGCACAGGUCAGCCAGUGACUGGGCCUUCUGGAAGCCUCACCCACUCUCCCCCCACCAUGGCCCAGCCCCAAGUGGCUCUAGUCUCCAGUGCUCUGCCGGUGGGUCAGAAUAGCAUUGCUCUACAGCCAUCCACACCUCAGUCUGUCUUUGUUUCCCACGGCGUUCCACUUAAUCAGUCAGUGAACUCUGCUGUUUUACCCUUGAGUCAACCUGUUGGACCUGUAAAUAAGUCUGUUGGAACUGGCGUUCUCCCCAUCAGUCAGACCAUCCGUCCUGGGAUUUUACCCCUUCAUCAGCCUGUUGGGCCUGGAGUUCUUUCCGUCAGCAGGCCCAUGGGAUCUGGCGUCCUCCCGGUGAACCACUCUGUUCCCCCUGGGGUUCUACAGGCAGUCUCACCAGGGGUGAUUUCUGCAAGUCGGACAGGGCCGGCAGGUGUCCUUCCCGCAGGCCAGAUGACUCCUGCUGGGGUUAUCCCUUCAGGACAGACAGCUUCUUCUGGGGCCCUCCCUGCUGGCCAGGUGGUCCAGUCAGGGGUGCUCCCCAUUGGCCAGACAGCCCCGUCGGGCAUCCUCCCCGCUGGACUCACGGUGCCGUCGCGGGCUCUCCCUCCGGGCCAGACGGUCCCAUUGAGGGUCCUCCCCGCAGGUCAGAAGGCUUCCUCAGGGGUUCUCCCGGCAGGCCAGAUGGUCCCUUCAGGGCUUCUUGCUCCGAACCAGACAGUCUCAUCAGGUAUGCUGCCUGUGACCCAGAAUGUCAGUCCUGGCGUUCUUCAGCUCAGCCAGCCUGUAAUGUCAGGAGUUCUUCCCAUGGGCCAGCCUGUGAGGCCAGGGGUCCUGCAGGUGAAUCAGUCUGUUAAUACUGGCCUUCUGCCUGUGACUCAGCCAGUCAGAGCCGGUCCUUCGCAGAGUACCACUUUCCUGACCUCUGGCUCUAUUCUCAGACAGCUGAUACCAACAGGCAAACAGGUCAACGGGAUCCCGACGUACACACUUGCACCAGUGUCUGUCACUUUGCCUGUUCCACCUGGAGGCGUUGCCACUGUACCCCCCCCACAGGUGCCUAUCCAGCUCCUGCAGCCAGGGGCAGCUGCACAGAUAGCGAGUUCCACAGCAGGCAUGCACUCUGCCCCAGUAGUGGUCAGUGCCACUCAGAAUAUGUUCGUUCAGGCUUCCUCAUCUGUGUCAGAGGCAAAUCACGCGCUCAGACAGGCUAAGCAGUGGAAAACCUGUCCUGUUUGCAACGAGCUCUUUCCUUCCAAUGUCUAUCAGGUCCAUAUGGAAGUGGCUCAUAAACACAGUGAGUCCAAAGCUGGGGAAAGACUAGAACCUGAGAAACUUGCAGCUUGUGCACCAUUUCUAAAGUGGAUGAAAGAAAAGACGGUUUGGUGUCUCUCAUGUAAAUGCCUAGUGUCAGAGGAAGAGCUUAUCUAUCACUUGCUGAUGCAUGGCCUGGGGUGCUUGUUCUGCCCAUGUACUUUCCAUGACAUCAGGGGUCUUCUGGAACACAGCAGGACCAUGCAUCUGGGGAAGAAGAAGUUGCCUGUGGACUACAGUAACAGAGGCUUCCAGUUAGACAUUGAUGCUAACGGCAGCCUGCUGUUCCCUCACAUUGAUUUCAUUACCAUAUUGCCAAAGGAAGAGCUUGGAGAGAGGGAGGUCUAUUUGGCAGUACUUGCUGGGAUACACUCGAAGUCACUUGUACCUGUGUACAUUAAAGUGAGGCCUCAGGUCGGGAGUGCACCCAGCAGCCCUAGCACACGAGCACUGACCUGUCCCUUCUGCUUUGGCACCUUUGUGACCACAGAGGCAUAUGAAAUCCACUUGAAGGAGAGGCAUCACAUCAUGCCAACAGUGCAUACAAUUUUAAAGUCUCCUGCUUUCAAGUGUAUCCACUGCUGUGGGGUUUACACGGGAAACAUGACACUGGCAGCUAUCGCUGUGCACCUGCUGCGGUGCAGAAGUGCUCCUAAGGAUAGCAGCUCAGACCUUCACGUGCAGCCCAGCUUCAUCGAAAACAGUGAACUGCUGUUAGUCAACGGGGAGGUGAUACCUGACUCUACUUUUUCUGUAAAGAGAAAGCUGACCGAUGGCCAUUCUGGGGCUGAAGACCACAGGGGUGGGGAGGAGCAGCCGCUCAUCAUAAAUGCUGACCUAGCUCCAGUUUCAGAGAAAACGGGGAAUGCUGUGCCCUUUAAAAGACACAAGAAUGACAGCAGGGCAGAGGGCGUGCUGGCUAAUGACGAUACUCUCCAGAUUUUAGCAUUAAAUCCUAAAAAGCUUGAAGACCGUUCUUAUGAAGAAAAAAAGCAGUUUCUUAGAGAUUAUUUCCACAAGAGACCAUAUCCUAGUAAAAAGGAAAUAGAACUGUUAUCCUCACUCUUAUGGGUGUGGAAAAUCGAUGUGGCUUCAUUUUUUGGAAAAAGAAGAUACAUUUGCAUGAAAGCAAUAAAAAAUCACAAGCCUUCUGUGCUUUUAGGCUUUGACAUGUCUGAACUUAAAAACGUUAAGCACAAAUUGAACUUUGAGUCUGAACCACAAAACUUGUAGAAAAAAAAUCUGGACUAUUAGGUCAUUAGCAGUUUUUUUCAAUUGAAGUUCAAAAUAUGUUAUUUUCUUUACUCUUGUUGAACUCUGAAUUUCAGUGGUCUUUAUACUGCUCUUUAGAUUUAUUUCAGGUGCUCAGAAAGACUACUAUCUAAGGAAGCAAAUAGUUCUUUCAAAUUUAUUGUUUCCUGAAGUUUGCUUUUGUAACAGUUAUUUCUAGUGUUUUCUUCUGUCAUGUAAAUUAAAUCUUUUGAUACUUCUUGCAUGUCUUGUUUUCUCAGUAGUGUCAGUAUCAUAUGAUAAAAGCUUAAAUCCAUAAAGGCUAUUUGUUUUGUCAUUUAAGGAAAUCUUAGCUUGUUUUGGAAUACAGUACUUGAUUAAUUACUAAUUAAGGAAUUGCUCUUCUUCAGUUAACUUCACAUAUAGCAGCAAAUGAUAACAGUGUUCAGAGAUGUGGAUACAGAUAACCUGAGAUGUAAAUGGUUUCUUCAGGCUGCACUGCAUUAACUUAUACUGAUUUCUUCUUUGUAAAAUAUUCACAAUAGAUUAUAAUUUUGACUUCACCUUUUUCAGAUUUGUCAUAACAGGUAUUUUUUAUUAUAACUCAUAGAAAACCAAAUGUUUUCCUUUGUUGAUAUACUGAACAUGAAGUCUGGUAUGUAGCUCAUAUAUCAAAAGAGUUAUUUUACAAAUAAAGUAAUUCUGUAGGUGCAGAAAUACUUUUCAGUGUAGAAUUUUUUCCUCUUUUUGAUAAGGUGAUAAGUAAUUUCUCCAUUUAAAAAUAUGAGUAAAUCUUAGUGCCUUUAGAAAAAACAUUUUAAAAAUACAAAAAUAAAAAACUCUUCGCCUGACUACUCAUAAAUGAGUGAAAGGGAAAGACCAUGUUACUCAGGAAUAAAUUUCUUACCCCUGAGUGUGGUUACUAAUUGAAAUUUAAACCCAGCUUUUCAGGGGACAAAGUGAAGUGAGUACACCAAAAGCUAACUCUCCAUGAUCAGCAUAUUAAAUCUUUGACGAAGUUUCCUAGAGGGCAACAUAUUAGUAUUGGGGAAUUGGGCUUUCCUGUGCCCUGGCUAUCUGGGAUAGUGGGAUGAUCUGGGAUAGGGAACCUCCAUGAUUUAACUGUCCUGUGGAUAGUUAAACCUAGUUUCUCCUGCAGAAUAUAAAAUAAGAAAGCCCCAGAACCACAGAUGGAGACUGUUUAGUUCUAUUGCUGGUGAUACACAGCAGGGGAACCUGUCUUAUAGUCGUUAGUAGAUAUUUUUGGAGGGUGUGACAUAUCUUCUGGGAAAUAUGUUACUAUAUGGACUUCAAAAAAUAUAUAUAGUAUUUGCAUGCCGUGGCUAUAGUGUGCAUUUUCGAGGCAAUUGUGAAACUGGUCUGUGAUUGUCAGUGUUGUAAAUUCAAAAUGAGAGCUUGUUAAACUUUAUUAUUUUUUACCCGUUGUUUCAGAGUGUCUAUUUUGAAUUAAAACUUGGUAUCCUACUGCAAAUAGACCUGUUUAAUUCUUUUAACAGUUAAAAAUGUUACUGUAUCAUAGGAAUAAUUGAAACAUGGAAAUAGAUACAUUUAUUUUCUAAAAUACAUUACUUGACUUGGAAAAGUCAACAUAACCCAAAAAAUUAAUUCCCAGGGUCACAACAUUUGUGUGCUUAGAAAAUCCUGAGGUGUGCCCCAAGGUACUGGAGAAGUCCUGUCCGCAGGAUGUCCGUGUGGGGGACUGGCUUUCACGGUGGCUCUCUCCAGUGUGACAGGUAACAAGGAGGCCACACUGGAGGCCCUGGUGUACUGCCCGGUACAGUUGAUUCUAUGGUCCUGUCAGUCGUGGCUUCUCGAUUCGGCGCUGUUGAUGGUGGAGGUGGUUGAGCAGCGUCCCUGGCCUCUACCCACCAGGUGUCAGGAGCAUCCCUCUCCUGCCACGAUCCAAACCAUCUCCACGUGGCCCCACGUGAGGACUACUGGCAUAUAGGUCUUCUGAUUUCCAGUUGCUUUUAGCUGUAGUACAACUUUCAGUGCUGAGUCUUUAUGUUAUGCUAGUU